This is a messenger RNA of Globicephala melas (long-finned pilot whale), 824 nucleotides long. Its product is annotated as thioredoxin-dependent peroxide reductase, mitochondrial-like. Gene Ontology annotation, biological process: hydrogen peroxide catabolic process; response to oxidative stress; cellular response to stress. Gene Ontology annotation, cellular component: mitochondrion; cytosol. Gene Ontology annotation, molecular function: thioredoxin peroxidase activity. The record is from RefSeq and is a predicted model, not a curated record. NCBI's taxonomy places the organism in Eukaryota, Metazoa, Chordata, Mammalia, Artiodactyla, Delphinidae.
AAGAUGGUGGCCGUGGUGGGAAGGUUGUUCUGGACUUCGCUUGUGCGACAAGUGAGUGCCAUUCCUUGGGGCAUUUCUGCCUCUGCAGCCCUUAGGCCUGCUGCUUCUCGAAGAACGUGCUUGACAAAUGCACGGUGGUCUGGUUCUGCUCAAGCAAAAUUCGCCUUUAGCACCAGUCCCUCAUGCCAUGCCCCUGCCGUCACCCAGCAUGCGCCCUAUUUUAAGGGUACAGCUGUUGUCAAUGGAGAGUUCAAAGAAAUAAGCCUUGAUGACUUUAAGGGGAAAUAUUUAGGGCUCUUCUUCUAUCCUUUGGAUUUCACCUUUGUGUGUCCUACAGAAAUUAUUGCUUUCAGUGACAAAGCCAAUGAAUUUCACGAUGUGAACUGUGAAGUCGUUGCAGUGUCAGUGGAUUCCCACUUCACCCACCUGGCCUGGACAAACACACCAAGGAAGAAUGGCGGUUUGGGCCACAUGCACAUCACACUCUUGUCAGAUUUGACUAAACAGAUUUCCCGAGACUAUGGUGUGCUGUUAGAAGGUCCCGGCCUUGCACUACGAGGUCUCUUCAUAAUUGACCCCAACGGAGUCAUCAAGCAUUUGAGCGUCAAUGAUCUCCCAGUGGGCCGAAGCGUGGAAGAGACCCUCCGCUUGGUGAAGGCAUUCCAGUUUGUAGAAACCUAUGGAGAAGUCUGCCCAGCCAACUGGACACCAGAUUCUCCUACAAUCAAGCCCCAUCCGACUGCUUCCAAAGAAUAUUUUGAGAAGGUAAAUCAGUAGACCAUCCCAUGUGCACCUGCAGCUUCCCACACCAGAAGAGAACCCCA